This is a messenger RNA of Planococcus citri (citrus mealybug), 2734 nucleotides long. RefSeq names its product nicotinate phosphoribosyltransferase-like. The record is from RefSeq and is a predicted model, not a curated record. The coding region runs from base 236 to 1918 and encodes 560 amino acids. NCBI's taxonomy places the organism in Eukaryota, Metazoa, Arthropoda, Insecta, Hemiptera, Pseudococcidae. The transcript is spliced from 14 exons. Gene Ontology annotation, molecular function: nicotinate phosphoribosyltransferase activity. Gene Ontology annotation, cellular component: cytosol. Gene Ontology annotation, biological process: NAD+ biosynthetic process via the salvage pathway.
GAUUGAAGUUUUUUUCUCCUCCUACUUUGAAAGUUCGUUUUUGAUAUCCGAAGUUCAGUUUUCAUCAGUUGUUAGCAGAAAGUACUACGCAUCGCUUGCAAUUUCAUUUCCGUAGGAUGUACUAAAAAAUUACGUCUUUCGAAUAAAACUUUCAUUUGCAAAAAAAGUAUUUAUGCUUUCGAAUCAGUUCGUAUUUUAGUUCAUUUUAACGAAACGCUGUAAACAAAUCGCAAACAUGUCCAAAGACAUGCUCACUGAUAAUAAUCUGGUGCAACCUCUUCUAACAGAUUUGUACCAGAUUAAUAUGGCAUACGCGUAUUGGAAAGCUGGCAAGACCGACGAUCACGCUGUAUUCGAUUUAUUUUUCCGUAAGAAUCCAUUUCAAGGAGAAUUCACCAUUUUCGCUGGAUUAGAGCAGUGUAUAAAAUUCCUGGAUAAUUUUCAGUAUACUGAAAGCGAUAUCGAAUACUUGAAGCAAACUCUACCAUCAUCCAUAGACGAUGAAUUUUUUAAAUUUUUAAGUCAGCUGAACACCAAAGGUAUCACUUUAUAUGCCAUCGACGAAGGCUCGGUUGUUUUUCCAAGAGUUCCUAUGAUUCGUGUGGAAGGUCCUUUAGUGGUAGUUCAGUUAAUCGAGACGACAUUCUUGACAUUGGUGAACUUCGCAAGUUUGAUGACUACGAAUGCAGCCAGGUAUAGGAUGGCAGCGGGUGAUAACGUUUCAUUGUUGGAGUUCGGUCUGCGUCGAGCUCAAGGUCCGGAUGGAGGAUUAUCCGCGUCUAAAUACGCUUACAUGGGUGGUUUUGACGGCACCAGUAAUGUUUUGGCUGGCAAAAUGUUCGAUAUACCUGUCAAAGGUACUCAUGCCCACGCUUUUAUUAAUUCUUUCACCGAUUUCGCUGAACUGAAGACAAAGAUUGGCAGUGGAGUUGUUUUAGACGCCCAAGAUAUAUUCUUUGGAAGUCAGAAUUUGUUAAAUCUUAAUACGGGCGAAUCGGAGGAUUUGUUGGAAAGAAGCAUCGAAUGGAGGAAGAAGGUCGCUCCACUUAUGCAUUGUAAUCCUGAACAAGCUUCGGAUGGCGAAUUGACUGCUUUGAUCUCUUUUGCGGUUGCAUUUCCUUAUAAUUUUGUCGCUCUGAUUGAUACGUACGAUGUGAGCAGGAGCGGUUUAUUGAACUUUUCAGCUGUUGCGCUAGCUUUGAAUGAUCUCGGGUAUCAAGCUAUUGGAAUUCGUAUCGAUAGCGGAGAUUUGGCUUAUUUGUCGUCAGUUUCGAGGAAUCUCUUCAUCACUAUUGCUAAACAGUUCAACUUACCAUGGUUCGCAAAGCUACAGAUCGUUGCUUCGAACGAUAUCAAUGAAGAAACAAUUUGGAGUCUGAACGAUCAAAACCAUAAAAUCGAUUGUUUCGGUAUUGGAACGAAUUUAGUCACGUGCCAAAAACAGCCAGCGCUCGGAUGUGUUUAUAAAUUAGUCGAAUUAAACGGCAUUCCGCGCAUAAAACUAAGCCAAGAUGCUCACAAGAUCACAAUGCCUGGUAAAAAGGACGUUUAUCGGCUGUAUGGAAGUGAUGGGUACGCUUUAUGCGAUCUUCUGCAACGUUCAAACGAAGAUGCACCGAAAGUUGGCGAAAAAGUACUAUGUCGACAUCCUGUUAAUCAACAGAAAAGAGCUUUUGCUACACCAUCUGGAAUUGAACCACUGCUCAAGGAGUAUUGGAAAAAUGGAGAACUUUGUCGUAAACCUUUACCAUCACUGAGUGAAAUUCGACAACGUGUCAGAAAUUCUCUCAAAACUCUGAGACAAGAUCACAAACGUUAUCUUAAUCCUACACCAUAUAAAGUAUCAGUCAGCGAUAAUUUAUACCAUUUCAUCAACGAAAUGUGGUUGCAGAAUGCCCCCAUUGGCGACUUAUCGUAAUAAUUCGACUGCUUAUUUCACUUUCAUUCAGCAGCAGUAUUCGCUGUUAACGUUUGUUUGGGCAAACAGUGUCGUUGGAUUUAGUGGAAAUGUAAAAUUUACAAGAUGUACAGCUGCAGAAAGGGUCGGUUAAUUAGAGUUUAGAUAUUUAGUCACCAGGCAGAAAGGGAAUGGUUUAGAAAGAGAAUGAUUCGAAGUUACCUACGUAAUUUUUUGUUUAGAAAGAAUUUUCGAAAAUUGGAUCGAAAUUCUGCCAUAUUUUGUCAUAUGUAAACUUUAUUUUAUUUUUUUCAAACGCUGUUACCAUUUUACUAAUGUUACAAUUUUUUCAGUCAUUUAAUCACCUUAAAAGUUUGAAAUUAAUGAAACUUUCGUACUUAUUUUUUUUCUCGUUGGAGUAAACAUAUCGCAUUUCAACUGAAUUGUAUUCACUAUUCAGUGAUCGAAGUACUUAAGUGAUGUGAUUUAUUUAUGAUUAUGAAUAUAAUAAGGUUAAAAUUUUAUUAUCCCUUUCGAUGAGUUGAAAUUUAAUAAUUUGUUGAGCUUUUAUUAUUUCUUAGAUUUUAUUUUAUUGUUUAUUUUAUAGAUCGUUUUAUUUUUUUUCUUGACGUAGUUUUUAUAGACUUUUAAAGGAAAAUAUUGAAUCGUGCGAUUAUUCCACCAUGACCGUAGAACAAGUUUGUGAUUUUUUGAAUUUUUUUAACCAUGCAGUUUGUUUUUUUCUUCUGAGUUUAAACGUCUACGGUUUGAAAAGUACUUAUUUUACUCAUGCAUUUUAUCAUUGAAUUUUACUUAAUAAACAAUUCUUACGCACAA